ACGCAGAUCCGGACUGUGAGUGUGUGUCGCCUCACUAGUCAUUCCCCUGUGUUCGAGAUGGAGAAGAGCCGACUUCAAGUGCAAAAGAAGCCUGUGCGCGUUAUUGCAGCAGUUUGCAAUGACAUGGGAAUGGGCAAAGACGGGAAAAUGCCCUGGAAUUUACCGAAUGAGUUCCAGUACUUUAUGAACACUGUCACAAGGGUGUCAAGACCAGGAAAGAUGAAUAUGAUGGUCUGGGGCAAACUGUGCUGGUUUUCCCACCCGGAAUCAACGUUCCCAUUAUCUAAUGUUCUGCAUGUGGUCUUGAGUUCCACAUUAAGCUCAACUCCAAAUCACGCCCACUUCUUGAGUGAUGACUUUGACGGUGCUGUCCGCCUGGCGUCCGAGCCCCCACUGGCUGACCUAAUAGAAACCAUCUGGGUGGUUGGUGGAACACAGGUUUACAAGGAUGCGUUGAGUCACCCUUGGUGUGACCUGGUUUUCCUGACAGACGUCAUGGCUAACUUUGACUGCGAUGUUUUCUUCCCCGAGUUUGACAGAGAACUGUUUGAAAUUCAAGAAAGAUUUCCUAAUGUACCCAGUGACGUUCAAGAGGAGAACAACGUUAAGUACAAAUGGCAAGUUUUCAAGAAAGUGACUGGUGAUGCUGUGUAGAUGAUGGACCAAAGUCAUUCUACUACCACUGGAUUUGAGAUGUGGAUUUUUAAGAAGAAUCAAUGACCACUUGCCAGUUUGUAUUCACUACAUGUAGUUUUUCCAUUUCAACACACAUAUGUAUAUAUAUAUAUAUACAUGUGUAUAUGUUGUACAAGAUUAAUGUCAGCAGAUUAUUGGUCAACUGAUAAAUCCAUUUUCUUUGUAAUCCAUGCCAAACACUGAGCAAAUCAUUCCAGUUUGUCUAAACCAGUUAUUUAUACGCAUUUUAUUUUACAUAUUUUUUCCAUUGCUGUUUGGUAGUCGAUCAUGAUCAGAAGCUCAUAGUAAACCCAACGCCACCAUCUGUUUCCAUUGCAGCGGUCAGUCAUUUUGCAGCUGCGUGGAAAAUGUGCUCGUCGGGGAGUCAUUAUUUAGCAGGCGAUGCGAGAUGAGAAUAGUUUGUUGUCAUUGCGUAACCCAUGCAUAACACUGGUCCUUUCUGAGCCGGCGACAGUUGUUGAUGGAUGUGGAGAAAUGAUGUGGCCUGUAAUUUGUCCUGGUUCUGUUAUGACAUUUAUAUUGAUAUAGGUUUUUACUGUAAAGGUUUUGGAAAUGUCGAAGAUUUUUAAAGAAAACAAACCAAUAAAUUAACCAAACGUC
Solea solea (common sole) is the source of this 1296-nucleotide messenger RNA. Its product is annotated as zgc:153031. The transcript is spliced from 6 exons. Gene Ontology annotation, cellular component: mitochondrion. The record is from RefSeq and is a predicted model, not a curated record. Lineage: Eukaryota; Metazoa; Chordata; Actinopteri; Pleuronectiformes; Soleidae. Gene Ontology annotation, molecular function: NADP binding; dihydrofolate reductase activity. Gene Ontology annotation, biological process: folic acid metabolic process; tetrahydrofolate biosynthetic process; glycine biosynthetic process. Bases 58 to 654 code for a protein of 198 amino acids.